CGAUUCUAGAGAGGUAUACGCUAAACCGUCUUUGACAGUACAACAUUUCCAGCCAGACGUACAAGCACAGAAUGACAUGAACGAAUAUGGGUAUUUUCGCCCAACAAGCAAUGAACCUGUGAUGAGAUACAGAUAUUGAGAGAGCGAGAGAGAUUGCGGCUGUAAGAAUUUGGUGACGAUCUGGAUUCUCUCAAGGGCUUUGAUUAAUUUCUGCACAGUUAGUUGCAGUUUGAUGCAUUUGUGGACGUUCCUACAUGUACACGUGUGUGUGUGUUUGUUGGACUGAGACUGAGCUUCAAUCCUGGGGAGUGAGAGAUUUGGUAUCGAUAACUGCUGUUGCGUCGGUUGGUUGAAGAGAAUGCUGGGCAUGGAGGUUGACUCGUCGCCGGAAUACGCGGCUCAAUCGCACCACGAUCUGAUGAUUCAGAGGCUUUUACGGAUGGGGAUUCCCCGGGACAAGUUAAACCAAGGACAGCCUGGUUUGGUAGAGUAUGCAAAGGCCAACAAAUUAAGCAUACGGUACCUGUUCUCAGCAAUCAUGCCUUCAGAUGAGGAGGAGGUGGAUGAAGACGUGUUCCAGGAAAGCAUGGCCUGGUUGCAGUGGUUGAUGUUUGAAGGCGACCCCAAAGAGGCGCUUGAGGACCUAACCAGAAUGAGCUCUGAUGAGCGAGGUGUGUGUGGGGCUGUCUGGGGGAACCACGAUAUUGCGUACCGCUGCCGGACUUGCGAGCAUGACCCCACAUGUGCAAUUUGUGUGCCCUGUUUUGCGAAUGGGGACCACAAGGACCAUGACUACUCGGUUAUAUACACUGGUGGCGGGUGCUGUGAUUGUGGGGAUAUUACUGCAUGGAAACGCGAGGGGUUCUGUUCGAAGCACAAAGGUGCGGAGCAGAUUCAACCGCUUCCCGAGCAUUAUACCGAAUCUUUGGCCCCUGUUCUGGAUUUACUGCUCGGUUAUUGGAAAAGGAAGCUUCUUGCUGCGAAGUUUUCUUCCGAGGGUAGCCUUAGAAUGGUCAGUCAUGGUGCGGAACUCAAAAGGGUUGCAGAGGAGUUGACCUCAACCGUGGUGGAGAUGCUAUUGGACUUCUGUAUACACAGUGAGAGUUUGCUCAGUUUCAUUUCCCAGAGAGUGUAUUCCUCACCGGGUUUGCUGGAUAUCCUUUUGAGGGCAGAGAGAUUCAUUGCGAGCAGUGGUGUUGUUGGGAAGCUUCACGAGCUGCUUCUGAAAAUGUUGAGUGAGCCGGUAUUCAAAUACGAGUUUGCCAAAGCAUUUGUGCUCUAUUACCCGGCGAAUGUGGAUACUGCAGUAAAUGAGGGCAGUGACGCGGCUUUUAAAAGGUACCCGCUGCUGCCGACAUUCUCUGUACAGAUUCUGACUGUCCCUACCCUGACCCCACGCCUCGUGGAGGGAAUGAAUCUGCUGGGCGUGCUUUUUCAGUGCUUGGAAAAUAUUUUCAUUCAUUGUGCUGGAGAAGAUGGCAGGCUGCAGGUUACUAAAUGGGCAAACUUAUAUGAAACUACACUUCGUGUAGUUGAAGAUAUUAGAUUUGUACUGAGCCAUUCCGCAGUACCCAAAUAUUUAUGUCACCAAAGACGAGACCUAGUUCGAUCAUGGAUGGGACUCUUGGCUUUUGUGCAAGGGAUGAACACACUAAAGAGAGAAACAGGGAGUCACAUUGAGGAUGAAAAUGAGAAUAUCCAUUUGCCUUUUGUCCUAUGUCACUCCAUAUUCAACAUUCUCACUCUCCUUGUUUCUGCUGUAUUUUCGGUGGCCACUGGUGAUCUCCCCAGUGAAGAAGCAGUCAUCAGUGCAAAUAAGCUCAAUUCUGAUGACCAAGACAAUAGAAGACAUGCUAAAGUGGGAAGGCUGUCUCAAGAAAGUUCCAUCAGUAGCAUUACUGGAAAGGGUGCGUUAGAUUUUGAGGCCAAGGCGGCUGAUAGCUUUCCUGUGCCGUCAUUAGCUAGGUGGUUUAUUUAUGAGUGCUUGAGAGCUAUUGAUAAUUGGUUGAGACUUGACACUACACUGGGCUUUCUCAGUGCUUUUUGUCAUAAAACAAUUGAUGGUUCGGGUAAUAAUUUCCUGGCUUUGAAGAGGACACUCUCCAAGUUCAGAAAAGCUAGACUAUUUAAAUCACCUGGUUCACCGGAUAGUCAGCCUCCCACCAUUUCGAGCGAAGCUCAUAACAGCACUCCACAUGGUGUAUUGAGUAUUGAUGUUGGGCCCAAGGGCAGCCAAUCUAUAAGUCAAGCGUCUUUGGGUGGUAUUGAUGAUAGACUUCUCGGAGAGAGCACGUCCGAGCUGGAGGGUUUGCGGGCUCUGAAAUUAUCAGAUUGGCCCGAUAUCGCGUAUGAUGUUAGUUCACAAGAAAUGUCCAUGCACAUUCCAUUGCACCGACUUCUCUCAAUGGCUCUGAGAAGGGCACUGAAGGAAUGUUUCGGUGAAUCCGGAUCGUUGUAUGUUGCAAGUGCUUCAUCGGCUGAUUGCCUAUCCCUGAAAUUGGGUGAUUUCCUUGCCCACAUCUUGGAUGGGUGCCAUCCUUAUGGGUUUUCUGCUUUCGUGAUGGAGCAUCCUUUGCAAAUAAGGGUCUUCUGUGCUCAGGUUCAUGCUGGGCUCUGGCGGCGGAAUGGGGAUGCUCCCAUCUUAUUCAGCGAGUGGUAUCGCUCAGUCCGCUGGUCCGAACAAGGUCAAGAGCUUGAUCUCUUCUUGCUUCAGUGUUGUGCCGCGUUAGCUCCACCGGAUCUUUUUGUCCAGAGAAUCCUGGAACGUUUUGGGCUUUCCAGCUAUCUGUCACUCAACGUUGAACAGUCUAGUGAGAAAUGUUUCAUCUAUAGAGCUAUUACUCAUAUCCAGCUACUCAUUUCUGAUUUCCUCAAUGUGAUGAGCAGGACUGCAGUUGGGCUGAAAAUGCUUCGCUGUAUUUUCAUGCAUAUGAGUUCCAUUACUAUGCAUCUUAACCCAAGUCGUGGGUCUGAGCUUUCAAAUGUUACUCCUUUAACAGAUAUUCAUAUGCACGAACCGGUUCUAGUUACUGAAAUGGUUGCUCUUCUAAUACAAAUAGUGAAAGAACGAAGGUUUUGUGGGCUAACAACUGCUGAAUGUUUGCAAAGAGAGCUGGUGUACAAGCUCUCAAUGGGAGAUGCCACUCGUAGUCAGCUUGUCAAAUCCCUUCCUCGUGAUCUUUCAAAAGUUGACGAGCUUCAACAAGUAUUGGAUAGAGUUGCAGCAUAUUCACAUCCAUCUGGCAUGACUCAGGGUAUGUAUAAGCUGCGGUCAUCUUUCUGGAAGGAACUUGAUUUGUAUCAUCCUCGCUGGAACUUAAGGGACCAGCAAGCAGCAGAAGAAAGAUACUUGCGGUUUUGUAAUGUUUCUGCAUUGGCUACUCAACUUCCUAGAUGGACAAAGAUUUAUCACCCUCUUAAGGGAAUAGCUAAAAUCGCUAUUUGUAAAACACUGCUGCAAAUAGUUCGUGCUGUUCUAUUUUAUGCGUCUUUUACUGACAAGUUGGCCACGUCUCGGGCUCCAGAUGGUGUUCUUUGUACCGCUCUGCAUUUGUUGGCACUGGCACUUGAUGUGUGUCGAUUAUCCAAGGAAUCGGGUGAUCCAUUAUGCUAUGCAGAUGAUGUGAUUCCAAUAUUGGCAUUUGCUAGCGAAGAUAUAAGCACGAUCAAAUAUGGUGAACAGAGCUUGUUGUCACUUCUUGUCUUGUUGAUGAGGAUGCAUGAGAAAGAAGCUACCCGAAAUAUGACCGAAGAUGGUAGUUUUGAUCUAUCAUCCUUGAUUUCUAGUUUGAUUAAGUCCUUGGUGGAGCUUGAACCGGGUUGCAUGAACAAAUUGCAGAAACUGGCACCUCAGUUAGCCAAUCAAUUUUCAUAUUCUGUUAUAAGUGAUAAUGCUAAGGGCAUGGAUUUGACUUCGGACAGCGAAAAACGCAAACAGAAGUCUCGGGAAAGACAAGCAGCAAUAAUGGAAAUGAUGCGAUCCCAGCAGUCCAAAUUUUUGGAGAGCUUUAAUUCAAGCCAAGAUGACGAGAUGGAGGAUGCUAAAUCUGAGGAAGAAGAAUGUGAUUUUGAUGUCAGUAAUGAUGCCCAGGAGUCAGCUCAAGUCAUAUGUUCCUUGUGCCAUGAUCCGAAGUCUAGAAGUCCUGUUUCAUUUUUAGUACUUCUCCAGAAAUCCAGGCUUUUGAGUUUUGUCAACCAAGGGCCACCUUCAUGGGAGCAAGUUAGGCGAUCUGGUAAAGAGCAUGUUUCUAGUGACACAAGCCUACAUGGUGAUUUAUCUCCAACCAGUACAUCAAAUGGCUCAGAAACACUCUCAUCUUCUCAGUUGCAAGAUGUGGUUCAGAGUGCUCUAAAUGAUUUUGCUUCUACGGGGCAGACUCAUGAAUUGUAUGCUAUCAUGGAAUUUAUUAAGGCUAGAUUCCCUUCUGUUAAUACUAUCCAACUCCCUUGCACGUCAAAAGGUACAGAUGACAAACCAGAACUCACUUUGGAGGCAUUUGAGGAAAGAAUGUAUUUGUUGAUCAGGGAAUGUCAAUCCAGCUGUUCUUUAAGACAUGAGGAAAAAUGCUCGACUUCUGGGAGCAGCAAGGAAAGCAUAAAUUGUGAUGAAUCUCUUUUGCUUGGUAAAUACAUUGCCUCCUUGCCUGAGCCAGUGGAUAGCCCCUCGGCUUCACAAAAUGGCCGCUCAAGAAGGAAAUCAGAAUCCAGCAAGAUCUCUUCAGGAUCUGAUGACUUUGGCCCCUCUGGUGCUGAUGGGAUUUAUGUUUCUUCCUGUGGACAUGCAGUGCAUCAAGGAUGUUUGGAUCGUUAUUUAUCAUCACUAAGGGAAAGAUAUAUCAGAAGAAUUGUUUUUGAAGGAGGACACAUUGUGGACCCAGAUCAGGGUGAGUUCCUUUGUCCAGUGUGUCGGGGACUUGCAAAUUCCGUCCUUCCAGCUUUGCCUGGCGACAGGAAAAGGGUGUCUCAGCCACAGCCUGGUCAAAACAUUAAUUUUUCACAAGCUUGCGGCCCUUCGACCUCAUCAAAGAGAGACUUUAUCCUUCAUAUCAGAGAUGGUUUUUCUAUUAUACAGAGCGUUGCAAAUAUUGCUGGGAGUACCAAGAGUCUGAAAGUUUUACCUGCUCGGAAUGUGAGAUUGAAGCCAAAUCUAGCACCCAUUGUUCGUUUAUUAUGUGAGAUGUAUUAUCCAGGCCAGGAUAAAAUUUUAGAAUCCGGCAGGCUGAGCCAUUCGUUGAUCCUAUGGGACACGCUGAAGUAUUCCCUCAUCUCUGCUGAAAUCUCAGCCCGGUCGAAAAGGAGCUCAUUGAGUCCAAAUUACAGUAUCGGUGAUUUAUACAAGGAGCUUAAGAAUUCUAGCUGUUUUAUCUUAUCCUUGCUUUUAGAUGCUGUUCAAAGCACGCGGACAUCAAAUUCCCAGACUCUGUUGUUAAGAUUACAUGGCCUUCAGCUCUUUACCAAUUCCUUAUGCCGUGGUUCUUACCCAGAUGAAUUAGUCAAUUGCCCAAAAGGAGUUAUAAGCAAUUGUAGACCUUCGACUAUUAUGAUGUCAUACUCUUCCAUUCCUUUUAACCCAUCAAGAUUUCCAGGUAAUAUGCGCUACAUACUGGAAAAUGCCGAACUGGAUGUGCAGUAUCCAGAUGUUCAAUUCUGGAGACAAGCAUCCAAACCUAUUCUCGCUUGUGAUGCAUUUUCGUCAUUCAUGUGGAUACUCUUCUGUCUUCCAUCCCCAUUACUAUCCUGCAAGCAAUCCUAUUUAUCUCUAGUGCACGUCUUUUACCUUGUUGCAGUGAUUCAGGCUAUAAUUGCAUUUUGCAAAGAAAGACAAAGCAUUGAAACUGAGCUGGGACCAUGUAAUAAUUUAAUAACAGAUAUAUGCCAUUUGAUGGGUGAAUGUCGAGAGGCAGUGCAGUAUUUCGAGGCCCACUCGAUUCAUCCUGCUUAUGACUUAAAAAAUGCAGUUCGCAGCUUAACUUUCCCUUACUUGAGGAGAUGUGCCUUGCUCUGGAAGCUAAUCAACAGCUCUAACAUGGUGCCUUUUAGUGAUGGCGGGUUCGACUCCCAGGGUGGAUCAUCACUCUAUGCAGGUAAUGACUGCGAGUAUUCACCUGACUCUGCAGACGAGCUUCUGGAGAUUGAAAAGCUGGAGGGUAUCUUUGGAAUUCCUCCCCUUGACCUUGUUGUUGGUGAUGAGGAAUCACGGAAGGCGGCAUUGGGUUGGCUGGGCCAUUUCCGUGAAGUGCUUGAAGCUUGUAAAUCUCGACGUGUUUUGAGAUUUAGUCCUGCAAGCCCGUUGAAGCUGAUGAUUUUGCCGAAUCUGUACCAGGAUUUGUUGCAGAGGUAUAUUAAAAAAUCUUGCCCCGACUGCGGGGUCGUGAAGGAAGAGCCUGUGGUGUGUUUGUUGUGCAGUAAACUGUGCUCACCAAACUGGAAAACGUGUUGCAGGGGGAGCGGUUGUCAGACUCACGCGAUGGUUUGUGGUGCCGGCAUUGGGGUAUUUUUGUUGGUCAGGAGAACGACAAUCCUGCUUCAGAGAUCUGCACGUCAGGCACCUUGGCCAUCGCCGUAUUUGGAUGCAUUUGGUGAAGAGGAUGUUGAGAUGCAUAGGGGAAAACCAUUGUUUUUGAAUGAAGAACGAUAUGCAGCUCUAACUCAUAUGGUGGCUUCUCAUGGGCUCGAUAGAAGUUCAAAAGUGCUUGGCCAAACCACAAUUGGUUCACUUUUCCUGUUUUAGACUGUCCGGCAUGUAAUAUAGAACUUACAUUCCUCCAUCGAGGCUAUUUAAUGUUCGACUCGUGUCUCAAAGAUGCUACAAGGUUUCAACUUUCGACAAAGGAUCAGAAUACCAAUGGCAGUCUAUGUUUUUUGAAUGUACAGACUUCAUAAAGGAAGCUUCUUGGUGAAAUGACAAUCAUCUCCUCUUUCAUCACUGAGUUUAUAAAUCUUCAUCAUGUGUAAAGUACUGUAAUAUAGAAUGCAAGUUUCAGCUUGGUCCUUGAGAGAUUCAUUUUGUCUUGUAAAUCCUACUGAGGUUCGAAUACAUAUACUCGUACUUUCAAGAUGAAACAUCACUUUCUACAAAACAUCAAUAGCAUUAUGAAAUUUCGUUAUAUAAAUUUGAAAUUUUGUUAAAGA
Messenger RNA from Striga asiatica, 7131 nucleotides. Lineage: Eukaryota; Viridiplantae; Streptophyta; Magnoliopsida; Lamiales; Orobanchaceae. The record is from the annotation of a GenBank genome assembly.